UAAAACCCUAAACCUCUGCGUAACCUGAACCGGUGAGUUCCUCAGCUGCAUCUCGAUUCGAUCGAGCAAAAGCCAUCGUGACGGAGAGAGAGAGAGAGGGCGAGUUCAUGGCUCUCGUUCGAUUUAUCUAUUCUCGGAAGCUUUCUCAAUCUUUAUGCAGGACAAAUGUUGAGCUGACACGCAUUGGAUCAAUUCGAGCUGCCUUCUUCUCGACUCAGAAGCUCAUAGGCGAUGAACCAGUACUUGUUAGAGAUUUCAUACACAGAGCACUGUAUGAUGCAAAACACGGAUACUUCUCUCAAAGAUCGCAAUCUGUUGGGGUUCUUGAGAGAAGCAUUAAGUUCAACCAGCUUGAAGGGAGAAAGGCGUACAUGAAACUAUUGGAGAAAGUUUACAAGCAGAGUGACAUUUCUUGGUUUACUCCUGUGGAGCUCUUCAAGCCUUGGUAUGCUCAUGGGAUUGCAGAAGCUAUACUACGAACCACCAAUCUCUCAGUUCCUUUAAAGAUAUAUGAAAUCGGCGGUGGAUCCGGAACCUGUGCGAAGGGUAUAUUGGACUACAUAAUGUUGAAUGCUCCUGAGAGAAUCUACAAUAACAUGAGCUACACAUCUAUAGAAAUCAGUCCGUCACUGGCUAAGAUUCAAAAGGAAACUGUUGCCCAAGUUGGAAGUCAUCUAUCAAAGUUCCGAGUUGAAUGCCGUGAUGCAUCUGACCUAUCUGGAUGGAGGAAUGUGGAGCAACAACCAUGCUGGGUGAUAAUGCUCGAGGUGCUAGAUAAUCUCCCACAUGAUCUUGUCUAUUCCCAAAGCCAACUUUCCCCAUGGAUGGAAGUCUUGGUUGAAAAUAAACCGGAGAGCGAAUCACUCUCUGAGCUAUACAAGCCUUUAGAGGAUCCACUGAUCAAGCGCUGCAUUGACAUUGUUGAACACGAAGCUCCUCCGGUUUCAAAACCAAAAGAAAUCUGGUCAAAACUGUUUCCCAAACCUAGGCGUUGUUGGCUUCCAACAGGUUGUUUGAAACUGCUGGAGGUUUUACAUGAAAAGCUACCAAAGAUGUCCCUAAUCGCUUCUGACUUUAGCUUCUUGCCGGACGUGAAAGUUCCUGGUGAAAGAGCCCCAUUGGUUUCAACAAAGAAAGAUGGAUCUAGCUCAGAUUACAGUAGUUAUCUGGACGCCAAGGGUGAUGCUGAUAUAUUUUUCCCAACUGACUUUUGGCUUUUGGAACGAAUGGAUCAUUAUUGUUCUGGCUGGAGGAAGACUGAGAAAGACGGGACACCAUCGAAAAAAGGAAGGAAAAGGCGAACUCUCACUCUGGAUACAUCAGCAUUCAUGGAUGAGUUUGGUUUACCUUCAAAGACGAGAACAAAGGACGGAUACAACCCGUUACUUGAUGACUUCAAGAACACUAAGUUCUAUCUUAGUGUCCCAACACACAACACUAAGUAAAGCAAAGAGGUACCAUCAGCUCAUAGAACGUCUGAUUUUUGCAGAAGAUUAAAUGCCUUUUGGUAAAGGAGUCAGAGAUUACAAAUGAAAGAUUUUUUAAACAUUUGUUUCUCUUUUUGUAAUAAUUUUAUAUCAAGUUCAAUCAAGAUUCCCUCUGUGCAAUGAAAAGAGCACACGAACAUGAUUACUGGAGCACAUUUGAGAAACUCUGAGAACCAGAGAGAUUUUAUU
This is a messenger RNA of Brassica rapa (field mustard), 1676 nucleotides long. RefSeq lists its product as uncharacterized. Gene Ontology annotation, molecular function: protein-arginine omega-N symmetric methyltransferase activity. Gene Ontology annotation, cellular component: mitochondrion. Lineage: Eukaryota; Viridiplantae; Streptophyta; Magnoliopsida; Brassicales; Brassicaceae. The record is from RefSeq and is a predicted model, not a curated record.